AAACACUAGUCUGUCACUUUAGAGCAAGGAAGCUAAUGACAUAUUUAAGUUGUAUUUCAGCGGAGCUUUUAAUGCUUCACAUUUUUUCCUGUAGAAAUCAAUCAGCGCUGAGCAGUGUAUCAUGGACUCCUCUCAUGUGAAUUAUUAGAAGUUAAGUUAUGCUGCGGUAGCUAACUUUAACGUCCGCUCCCCGGUUAGCCAGGCUAGCUUUAGCAGUAGUACUGUUGCUUUCAUUGACAUUCAUGGCUUAAUAAAUAGUUAAAGUAAUCUAUUAUUUUCACUGCUUUACAUUUAGCGUUAGUUCACUGCAAGUCUACUGCGGCAGGAUGAUCUCUCAGGUCUUCAUCUUGUCCUCAAAGGGCGACCACCUCAUCUAUAAGGACUUCCGCGGAGAAGCAGGAAGUGACGUCGUCAGUAUUUUCUACGAGAAGAUCGCAGCGCUGACCGGAGACCAGCCUCCGGUCGUCAUGAGUCACAAAGAUCUUCACUUCGUCCACGUCAGGCAGGGAGGACUGUACUGGGUCGCCACGACCACGGCUGACUCCUCCCCCUUCACCGUCAUCGAGUUCCUCAACAGGUUGGCGGCUCUGGUUAAAGAUUACUGUGGCAGCCUGUCGGAGAAGUCGGUGCAGAUGAACUUCGCCCUCAUCUACGAGCUGCUGGAUGAGGUCGUGGACUUUGGUUACAUCCAGACGACGUCCUCUGACGUCCUGAAGAACUUCAUCCAGACCGAAGCUGUCUCGUCCAGGCCGUUCAGCCUGUUUGACCUCAGCAACGUCGGCUUGUUCGGAGCGGAGACACAGCAGAGUAAAGUGGCUCCGAGCUCCGCAGCCACCAGACCCAUCCAGUCCAGCAGAGAGCAGGGAGGGAAGAGCGAGAUAUUUGUGGACGUGAUUGAGAGGAUGUCUGUCGUCAUCGGCUCCAACGGACUUUUGAUGAAGGCAGACGUCGAGGGAGAGAUCAGAGUCAAGUGCUACAUGCCGAGCUGCUCUGAAAUGCGAAUCGGCCUGAAUGAGGAAUUCAGCAUCGGCAAGUCACAGCUCAGAGGUUACGGAGCCGCUGUUCGUGUCGAUGAGUGCAGCUUCCACCAGGCGGUCCGACUGGACGAGUUCGACAGCCGCCGGAUCCUCCGGCUCUGCCCGAGCCAGGGAGAGCAAACAGUGAUGCAGUACCAGCUGAGCGAUGACCUGCCUGCAGCUCCUCCGUUCCGCCUCUUCCCGGCCAUCGAGAGAGACAGCGGAGGAAGGCUGCUGAUGUACCUGAAGCUUCGCUGUGAUCUGCCACCAAAGAGCGCCGCCAUUAACGUCUGUGCCACCGUCCCUGUUCCCAAAGGCUCUGUGAGUUUGUCGCAGGAGCUCAGCAGUCCGGAUCAGAGCGCCGAGCUGAAGCUGCAGAGCAGAGCCGUCGACUGGACGAUCCCUCGCUUCCCCGGAGGAACACAACUCUCUGCGCUGUUCAAGCUGGAGGUGCCCGGCCUCAGCUCGGCCUCCAUGUUGGAGGUCGGUCCGGUCGGUCUGAGCUUCGAGCUGCCCAAGCUCACCGCCACGGGGCUGCAGAUCCGCUUCCUCCGCCUGUCGCCCGUCCAGCCCGGCCCGUCGCAGCGCUGGGUCCGCUACGUCACCCACUCUGACUCCUACACCAUCCGGAUUUAACUUCAGUCAUCUCUGCUCGCGGCCUUAAAAAGGAUCAAAGUGUCUCAUCAGUUUCACGGUGAAGCAGAGAGAAAAGGAUGUUUUACUGGCUGAAGACACUGAACAAAGGAAAUAAAACAAAUAAUGUAAAUGUUCUUUCAAAAUAAGAUAUAUAUAUAUGUGUGUGUGUGUGUGUGUGUGUCAGUGUCAGCAGUUUGAAUCUCUUGUAUUUUGUUUUUUUAUUCGGUUACAGACUGGCUGUAUUUAUUUCUGUUUUUAAAAACCGGACUUGAAUAAAAACCCACGUAGAGUGAAAUAAUAAUAAUAAUAAAAAGUUUAACCUGCAGAGCUCUUUAAAUUACAUUCGCCGGGAUACAACCAGUUUACUGUUGCUGCUUAACAUCGUUAUGUUUAAUUGGAUGAUCAGUCUUGUGAUAUUCUGUCAUUUUCUCCUCGUCAAUAAAUCCCAUGUUCAGACUCAAAACAA
Messenger RNA from Siniperca chuatsi (mandarin fish), 2118 nucleotides. RefSeq names its product adaptor related protein complex 4 subunit mu 1 (gene ap4m1). Gene Ontology annotation, biological process: Golgi to lysosome transport; protein targeting. Gene Ontology annotation, cellular component: trans-Golgi network; cytoplasmic vesicle; clathrin adaptor complex. The record is from RefSeq and is a predicted model, not a curated record. The transcript has 16 exons. Lineage: Eukaryota; Metazoa; Chordata; Actinopteri; Centrarchiformes; Sinipercidae. Bases 327 to 1652 code for a protein of 441 amino acids.